Molecule: messenger RNA, 1655 nt
Organism: Phasianus colchicus (ring-necked pheasant)
Lineage: Eukaryota; Metazoa; Chordata; Aves; Galliformes; Phasianidae
Gene: CRYZL1
Product: crystallin zeta like 1
Molecular function (GO): oxidoreductase activity
Source: RefSeq, a predicted model, not a curated record
CCGCCUCCGCCGGCCAAUCGGGUUCGCUCUCGCGCCCAAGGGGUCAGCGCGCGGCGAGGGAAGACGGGGGCGAGGGCGGCCGGGCCCGUUCCCCCCACAGCUCCAGUGGGACGCGCCCGAAAGGCGGGGAGAGGGGCGGGGCCGCGAGGAGGCGCGGCUUUGCGUUGCGGAAUUAACUCAGCGCCUCUUCAUUCUCCUUGCUGCUGGCUGGGUUGCGCAGGGCGCUGCGGCUCACGCCUUCUCCCCGCCGGAGGUCACCAUGAAGGCCUUGUAUUGUCAGCAGAAUUCAUCCGGAGAGGAAAUGACCUUUAUUUUCCAGGAAAGAGAAAACCUUCCUCCUACAGGAGACCAUGAUGUGAAAGUACAAGUUAGAGCCUGUGCACUGAGCUGGAUAGAUACAAAGCUCCUGUCAGAAGUGAAAUUGGAAAAGGAGCUUCUGCCUGUUGGUCGAGAAAUUUCUGGAGUUGUAUUGGAAGUUGGGAGAAAGGUGUCCUUCUUUCAGCCUGAUGAUGAAGUAGUAGGAAUUUUGCCCCUGGAUUCUGAAGAGUCUGGUCUUUGUGAAGUUGUUCUAGUUCAUGAGCAUUAUUUGGUUCAUAAACCAGAAAAGGUUUGUUGGGUGGAAGCAGCGGGGACCGUUCGUGAUGGUGUCCGAGCGUACACAGCUUUACACUACCUUUCACAAGUCUCUCCUGGAAAAAGUGUCCUUGUCAUGGAUGGAGCGAGUCCAUUUGGUACAAUAGCUAUUCAGUUAGCACAGCAUAGAGGAGCUAAAGUAAUAUCUACGGCCUACAGUCUUGAAGAUAAGCAGUACCUGGAGAGGCUUAGACCUGCUGUGGAAGGUAUGCGGCAGCCUUUAGUGACUCGGGUGAUCGAUGUGUCAAAUGGAAAGAUAGAUGUGGCAGAAAGCUGCUUGGAAGAAACAGGUGGCCUGGGAGUGGAUAUUGUUAUAGAUGCUGGAGUAAAACUGUAUAGUGCUGAAGAUGAAUCAACUUCAAAAUCACAGUUACUGCCUCAUAAGCAUGAUAUCAUCACUCUUCUCGGUGUUGGGGGAAACUGGAUAACAACAGAGAGAAAUCUUCAGCUGGAUCCUCCAGACAGUCAUUCCUUGUUUCUUAAAGGAGCCACAGUCUCCUUUCUGAAUGAGGAGAUAUGGAGCUUGUCCAAUGUAGAGCAGGGGAAGUAUCUCUGCAUCUUAGAAGAUAUAAUGGAGAAAUUAUCAAGUGGUGUUUUCAGGCCUCAGCUGGAUGAACCAAUCCCAUUGUAUGAAGCCAAAGUUUCUAUGGAAAUAGUUCAGAAGAAUCAAGCAAGAAAAAGACAAGUCAUUCAGUUCUAACACACAAAUUCCUGACUUCUACGCCCAUGGAAGAGAAAGAAACGUAAUGUAUUUCAGAAGUAAAUUAGUGUACACUUUCAAGUAAUUCCAUAACCAGAAUUUAAAGAUCUUCUGUACCUCAGCACAAAACGGUCUGUGAAGCUCCUGGGACUUGAGAGGUUUUUUGAUCCAGUUGAGUAAAAUGUUCCCAUCAGCAACUUCUAAACAGAUGGUCUUGACGCACAAAUUUUGACUGCCCUCAUUAUAAAUGUCAGUAACAUCUACAGGCAAUCUCCCUUGCUGCUGUUUUUCAACCAUAAGAAAUUAAAGGGGAAAAAAGAAA